UCCAAUUAUGGACAUCAGUCACAGCCACAGCAACAACCCAUGUUCCAGUUUCAUGGUAUAUUUUUUUCUCUUGCUAUUUCACUUGCUACUGCUUGUGUCCUCAUGUUCAGGCAAUGGCAACGUCAGCGACAAAUGCACAGAGACUGAGAGAAAGGCACUUGUCUAUUUCAAGGAAGGUCUCAUCGAUCCUCUUGGAAGGCUUUCCUCUUGGGUUGGAUUGGAUUGCUGCCGAUGGCAAGGGGUAGAAUGCAACAACCGAACUGCUCAUGUCACUGAGCUUGACCUCCAUAGUUAUUCCUUGAGUGGAGAGAUUCCAUCUCAUCUAGGGAACUUAUCAGCCUUGGAGUUUCUUGACCUGAGUAUGAAUCGUGGUUUGCAUGCCAAAAGCCUUCUAUGGCUUUCAAGUCUGUAUUCACUGGAAUAUUUAAAUCUAGGAUGGGUGAACCUUGUUGACGUAGGAGGACAUUGGUUGAAAGCAGUUAACAUGCUGCCAUCUCUUUCGUCUUUAUAUUUGUAUGAUUGUAGGCUUACAAGCCUUGAUCUCACCCUUCCAUCAGUCAACUUCACUUCACUUGAGGUCCUCAAUUUGUUUGGCAAUUCAAUUAAGUCUCCAUUACCGCACUGGUUCUCUAACCUAACCAAUCUUGAAGUGCUUAAUCUGGCAACAAAUAUUCGCUUCGGUGGUACAAUUCCGGGUUGGCUCGGAAAUUUGUGCAAGUUGAGACUUUUGAGUCUCAAUUCGAACCAUUUCCACGGUGGAAUUGUUGAGUUUCUGGACCGUCUCUCAGCUUGCCAUAAGAAUAGUUUAGAGUACCUUGAUUUAGGAGGCAACGACCUCGAAGGAAUCUUGCCAGGAUCAUUAGGAGCACUCAAGAAUUUGCAAGAAUUGGACCUCAACACUAACUUCUUUUGGGGUUCAAUUCCGGCUUCUAUAGGGAACUUGUCAUCCUUGAGUUUAUUGGAACUCUCUCAUAAUCAUCUCAAUGGAACAAUUCCCGAAAGUUUUGGGCAACUCACCGAGCUAUCCAUAGUGGAUCUACAAUCAAACCAAAUGGAAGGUGUCUUGACAGAAGCCCAUUUAGCAAAUCUCACCAAAUUGGAUUCUUUCAGGCUCACAACAUACCCAAAUAAGUCAUUGAUUAUUAACGUGAAAUAUGACUGGGUUCCUCCCUUCAGGCUUAGAACCCUCACAUUAAUUAAUUGCCUGGUAGGUCCUUCUUUUCCAGUUUGGCUUCAAGUUCAAAGCAAUCUUUCCUAUGUUAUAAUUUCCAAUGCAGGGAUUUCGGACACUGUAGAAGAAGAAUGGUUUGCCAGAUUAUUUUCUAAAUGUUGGUACGUAGAUCUUUCCAAUAACAACAUCAAGGCCAAGUUACCCAGACAAAUUUACUCAGAAUGGUUAGAUAUUAUUGAUUUGAGUAGGAAUAGCUUCGAGGGCCAGAUCCCACUUUGGUUGACUAAUGCAAGGCAAUUGUAUCUCCAGAGAAAUUCAUUUUCAGGUUCUAUUCCACAGAACAUUGGGGAACUAAUGCCAGGGUUGCAAACCUUUUUUCUUUCUAGGAACCAGAUCAGUGGUAGUUUGCCAUCAUCAUUAUGCAAAAUGAAGGGUCUAAAAUUUCUUUCUGCCGGGCAUAACAGGUUCUCUGGAGAACUUCCAAAUUGUUGGAAUGAAUUGCCAAGCUUGAAAGUUCUGGAUAUCUCAAACAAUAGCCUCUCUGGUAAAAUCCCAAGUUCCCUGAGUUCGUUAUGUGCCCUCGUUUUGUUGAUAUUGAACAACAACAAUCUUCGUGGCAAUAUUCCUUGUCCACUACACCUUUGCCGGAAUGUACCUCGGCUUUACAUUUUACAGCUUCGGUCGAACCUGCUUGAGGGGAACAUUCCUGAACAACUUUGCCGUCUUUCUCAUAUCCACGAUUUGGAUCUUUCAGACAAUAAUUUUAAUGGAUCCAUUCCGAAAUGUUUCCAUAAUUUCACCAGCUUGAAGUAUGGCAAUACAAGUUUGGAUUACGAAGAGUUAUUUGACCUCCAAGAUAGUACCAUUAAUGAGCAGACACUCCUGGUUGGGACCAAGGGAAGAGAACUUGAAUAUAGCAGAACUCUUCUGCAGGUCAAGAACAUUGACCUUUCAAAGAAUGAUCUUACAGGUGAAAUCCCGGAUGGGAUAUUUAGAUUGGCUUUUUUGGACACCUUGAAUUUGUCAAGAAAUCAUUUAAAUGGAAGCAUUCCCAACAAUAUUGGCGACCUGCGAUUGUUGGAAUCUCUUGAUCUGUCGCAGAACAAUCUCUCUGGGACGAUUCCUCCAAGCCUUGCGUCUUUGUCACUUUUGGCACACUUGAACUUAUCUUACAACAACUUGUCAGGAAGAAUUCCCACAGGGAAUCAGCUCCAAACACUUAAUGAUUCGUCCAACUACGAGGGCAAUCCAUUGCUCUGUGGGGUUCCCCUCCAAACAAGGUGUGCAGGAGACAACUCUCCUUCGACGCCAUCAUCUCAUGGUGCUGAUGGUUCAAAAGACAAGCUAUGGCUCUAUCUUAGCAUUGCGACGGGGUUUGCUGUGGGAUUUUGGAGUGUUUGUGGUACCUUAGUUUUGAAGGAGUCGUGGAGGCAUGCGUAUUUCCGGUUUGUUGAUAACUUGAAAGAAAAAAUGUUACUUUGGAUUUCAUUGAAGGAGGCUCGCUUGCGAAGGAAGUUUGGGAAGGGAAAUAAUUAAAAUAGGAUUAAAGUAUGUACUUGUUCUGAAGAUAUGUGUUUUUUCUUCUUUUGUUUGGUUGUUGCAGCGCAGUGUAUUAUCUUCUAUUUUAAU
Theobroma cacao (cacao) is the source of this 2800-nucleotide messenger RNA. RefSeq names its product receptor-like protein EIX2. The record is from RefSeq and is a predicted model, not a curated record. NCBI's taxonomy places the organism in Eukaryota, Viridiplantae, Streptophyta, Magnoliopsida, Malvales, Malvaceae. Gene Ontology annotation, molecular function: protein binding.